Molecule: messenger RNA, 1839 nt
Organism: Quercus lobata
Lineage: Eukaryota; Viridiplantae; Streptophyta; Magnoliopsida; Fagales; Fagaceae
Product: sucrose transport protein SUC2-like
Exons: 4
Coding region: 201-1703 (500 amino acids)
Biological process (GO): sucrose transport
Cellular component (GO): vacuole; plasma membrane
Molecular function (GO): sucrose:proton symporter activity
Source: RefSeq, a predicted model, not a curated record
GUCUUUAAUACAGUGAUACACGCGUAGGCAGUGACAGUGUUUUCAUUGUAAACUGUAAAGUUAAAUGGAUAAGGCACAAAAUUAGCAAAGCCCACCGGCCUCAAUUGCCUCCACACUCAAAUAUAAAUUUGUAUCAAGCACAUACCAGACUCUCUCACUCACACACAAACAAAAUCUAAGAAAACAGUCUCUUCUCUGCCAUGGAAGUUGAAAGAGCUAGUUCUGAAAGCAAAGCGAGUCCCGUGAGGAAUAUCUUUCUGGUGUCUUCAAUAGCAGCUGGGAUUCAAUUUGGAUGGGCUCUACAGCUAUCUUUGUUGACCCCAUAUGUUCAGCUUUUGGGUAUUCCUCACAAAUGGGCUGCUUUCAUUUGGCUCUGUGGUCCUAUCUCCGGCAUGCUUGUUCAACCCAUAGUUGGCUAUUACAGCGACCGUUCCACCUCUCGUUUCGGUCGCCGUAGACCCUUUAUUGCCGCCGGAGCUGCCCUCGUCGCCGCCGCUGUUUUCCUCAUCGGAUAUGCUGCUGACUUUGGUCACCUCUCUGGUGAUUCCUUAAACAAAACCUCGAAGCCACGUGCAAUCGUUGUGUUUGUGGUUGGGUUUUGGAUCCUUGAUGUUGCUAACAACAUGUUACAAGGUCCAUGUCGUGCUUUUCUAGCUGAUCUUUCCGCAAAUGACCAGAAAAGAAUGCGUAUAGCCAAUAAUUUGUUCUCUUUCUUCAUGGCUGUUGGUAACGUAUUAGGCUAUACUGCUGGUUCACUCAAAAAACUCUACACGAUUUUGCCUUUCACACACACUAAAGCUUGUGAUGAGUAUUGUGCAAAUCUCAAGACUUGUUUUUUCAUCUCUAUUGCAUUGUUGUUAACUUUGACCACAUUGGCUCUCACUCUGGUGAAAGAAAAAACUUUUUCAGAACCAGAAGUAGAUUCUGCAGAAGAGGUUGUUAAAGUACCAUGUUUUGGUGAAAUGGUGGGGGCUUUCAAAGAGCUUAAAAGACCCAUGCGGAUUUUGCUCUUGGUGACAUGUUUCAACUGGAUUGCAUGGUUCCCUUUCCUUCUAUUUGACACUGAUUGGAUGGGGAGAGAGGUGUUUGGAGGUGAUGCUACUGCGAAAGGAAAGCUGCUGGACUUGUACAACGUGGGUGUACGCACUGGUGCAUUGGGGUUGAUGCUUAACUCUGUGGUGUUGGGUUUCACAUCUUUAGGGGUGGAGCACUUGGCGCGUGGGGUCGGGGGAGUGAAGCGUUUUUGGGCUAUUGCUAAUUUCUUGCUAGCUGCGUGUUUGGCCAUGACUGUGUUGGUUACCAAGUUGGCCGAGAAGGCUCGCAAUGGUCAUCCGGUGGCGACGACACCACCGGGAGGCAUUAAGGCCGGCGCUUUGGCUCUCUUCGCGGUGUUGGGUGUACCGCAAGCGGUGACUUAUAGCAUUCCUUUCGCUUUAGCUUCCAUAUUUUCUAGCACAUCAGGCGCGGGCCAAGGACUUUCUUUGGGAGUUCUGAAUCUUUCAAUCGUGAUACCUCAGAUGAUUGUAUCGGUUACUAGUGGACCCUGGGAUUCCUUAUUCGGAGGUGGUAAUCUACCAGCAUUCGUGGUGGGCGCUAUUGCAGCUGCAAUAAGUGGAAUAUUGGCACUCACCAUGCUCCCAUCCCCACCCCCUGAUGUUAACAAUUCCAAAAGUGCAAGGCCUGUCAUCACUGCCUGUCAUUGAGAAUUCCCAAGUUCUUUUAGGUUCAUCCCCCACUUUUAUCGUGGGACAGUUGUAAUAGAAUAAUUAUUAGGUACUCCUAGAGUAUGAUAAUAUGGUCUUCACUAUAAAUAUAAGAAGAGGAAGCAACAUUUAAUCA